Molecule: messenger RNA, 2820 nt
Organism: Durusdinium trenchii
Lineage: Eukaryota; Dinophyceae; Suessiales; Symbiodiniaceae
Source: the annotation of a GenBank genome assembly
AUGGCAGCGGCCUGGAGCUCCUUAGGACUUGGCAGUGAGCUUCUGGACUUCUUUGGUGGAGCCAGUGGCCCCAGCGAAAAGCUGUGCCAGCGCUUCGCCGUGCCAGCGAUACAGGAGGGCGACAUGAUCACCUCCAUGCGCUGGUGGCCUAGUGGGAUGGAUGGAGCGUCACCACGACAUUGCUUGAUACUGGGCUCCUUGGCAGGGCGCUUGGUCAUCAUGGAUGUGGCCACCCAAACCCAGUUGCGUACCUUCUCCUUGUCGCCGAUCGUUUUGUUGCAGCUUUGCCGCUAUCACUCUCAAGAAUGGCUGUUGAUUGAGACCACGGCGGAGCCCAAGAAUUGGAAGCUGCUUCUCGCUGAAGAGAGAUCGGGACCGCCACAGUCACAGCUACGGUGGAACAUCACGGAUGGCCAAGCCUUACCCUGCGCUUCUGGAGAGCACUUUGAGAUGGAGCCAUUGCAUGGCCGAGUCGCGCCCCACCUGUUGCUGGUGGUCCGCCGGGCGACGCCGGAGGGGAAGAACGAGGUGCUGGGAAUGCUUGUGGAUGAGGAGGACGGGCAGGGUCAAGAGCAAGGCCUGUGCCUCUUAUUGUCCUUGCCAUCUUUUCCAGAAGAUCCCUUGGCACGGGUCGAACUCCCGAUCGAUGUGGCGCCCCCCAGCAGCGCUGGACAGCGCAGGCUUGUGGAUUUGGUGGUCCUGCUGGGUGGCAACAUGUUUCUGACGGUGCUGCACGAUGGCCCCGAUCGCUCGGUGGUGCUGGUCACCACCGCCAAGCCCGGCCCGGCGGAGCUGCGCGCGCGGAGCUCGAACCAGGUGGUGCAAGAGCUGCGGAUGCCCGGGCGUGUGCUGGGCGCUUGUGCUCAUCAAUCCUGGUCUGAUGCCAAGAGCGGAGGUCGGUCACUGGCAAUCCUUUGGACAGCUGCUGAAGUGUUCACUUUGACUGCCUUGGGCACCUCGUUGGCGGACACCUUGCAGUUGGCUCUUUGCCGUGGCGUUUCCGUUGCCGAAGACUGGGAUGAGUCGCUGCCCUUGCUUUGCUGGGCGUUGGACAUCGACGUCGACUGUGUCCUUUUGGGCGCGGGCCGCCGCAUGCUGUCAGGGAGGUGGUCACAGAUUGGAGAGGAAGGUCUUAGGAGGGCACUGGCCUUAUGGGAGCGGCGCUCUUCCAAAGAAGUGCCAUUACUGGUGCUACAGGAGUGUUUCAGUGAGCUCUUUCAGAAUGUCGAAGUGAUGCACCUCUUGGCUCCAGGAAUUCUUCAGGUCUUACGGCCUCAUUGGCCCCAGGUGGCGCUCAAGCUGCAUGCCCUGCACCGCCGAGCGGGCUCAGUCACCCAUGCUUCAUCCAGUGACGCAGACGAGGAAAGCAAUGGCGAAGAGAGAGGCAGUCAACCAGAGCUGGCGAAUGUGGCGUGGUUUUUGUCGCUGGUGGUGAUGCUGCUCGUGGUGCUUCGGCGGACCAAAGAGGGUGCCAGCGAGUACCGACGUGGCGGGAAGAGCAGCUCCAAGUUGCACGAAGGCAUCGCCUGGCAAGCGUGGGUCUCUGACCAGGUCACGCUCAUCAUCAGCGGCGCCAAGGGGCGCCCCCCCAGCAGCUUCCCCGAGCUGGCCGAGGCCGUGCAGCAGGAGUUCGACGCCUGGUGGGCGCAGGAGCUGGAGGCUGAAGGGUCGCCGCACCUCUUGGCCAGUAGCCUGUCCCCGGCAGCACGGCCCAGCGAGACGCAGCACGGUCCGAGAGGAGAGCCGCUGCGAGAGGCAGCGCUCGAGAGGUGUUACUCAGCGCGGCUCUUGCUGCUGGGAGCUUUGAGGAGACGAUGUCCUUUAGAGGUGAAACAGAGCCUUUGCAGCUUCGCAGGCUGGGUGGCGAGUCACAGAACCCUGGCAGCCACCUUCGCCAUCACCAGCCUGGUCGAUGUCCUCCUGCGAGGUGCAUUUGUGAAAGUCACCACUGAGAAUGGAGAAGAGAUUUACGAGCUGGUGGCGGAUGAGGCCUUAGCAUUGGACGUCUCCCUGAGCCUGUUGGCUUCGACCACGGAUCCCGACACGGCAACGUUGUGCGAUCAUCCAACGUACCUGGCCUAUGGCACGCUCACCGCGAUUUUGGCUUCGACCAAGCCUGAGCUCAAUGAGCCCAAGCCUUUGUGGAGCCCAUCCCUCGACGGCCCUCAGAUGCGAAUUGACAUGGUGGUGCCUGACUCUGACGCACCGCUUUUGGAUCAAUUGAAGAAGCUGGGUCAAGAGGAGACUCUACCUGCAGGUGCCCUAAGUCCUGCAGCUUCAUCAGACGCACUGAAGUGGCUCACUUUCCUGGACUCGCUCGGUGGCUUGGGCGGUGAUGCUUGCAUUGGAUGUUCGACUACUUGGAGUUGGCAGCGCCAGGAGCAGAUGGUCUCGUUUGCAGCGACAGAGCCCAACAUCAGGGUCCAGAAGCCGCAUUUGGUCCAGGUGCUCCUUCCCUUGGAAACGUGGCUCAUGAAGUCCUGUCCCCUCACCGGUCCGCCGAGUCCGGAGCAGUGGGCCGAAGCCGCAGUUCGUCCGAGUGGAGCAGACGGAGCGGUCGAUGGCGUCGAGCUGGAACUCUUGGAGCAUGGGGCGGAAUGGGAAGUGCCUGAGUCCUUUGUGGAUCGCCUCGUGCAAUGCUCUUGGUGGCAGCGCCAUGCUGUUGGACCAACACUGCCGCUGAUGCUUCUGGCGUUGCUCACGGUGGAAGAGCGGUGGCUUUGGGAGUUGCCAUGGACGGCCCAGUUCCGGCUACACGUGGCACACGCCCUGUACAUUGUGAAAUCCUGGGCCACAUCUGACAAGGACGAGCAGACCUGA